Molecule: messenger RNA, 1426 nt
Organism: Talaromyces stipitatus ATCC 10500
Lineage: Eukaryota; Fungi; Ascomycota; Eurotiomycetes; Eurotiales; Trichocomaceae
Product: phosphatidylethanolamine-binding protein, putative
Exons: 2
Coding region: 614-1132 (172 amino acids)
Biological process (GO): regulation of proteolysis; regulation of Ras protein signal transduction
Molecular function (GO): phospholipid binding; peptidase inhibitor activity
Source: RefSeq, a predicted model, not a curated record
CCAAAUUGGCAUAACAAUCAAACGUUCUAUCCUCGCAUUGCUGCACAACGUAGUCCUGGAACACAGUGGUGGUUUCGGGGUUGUAUCGAUCCAGACCGUUGAGGAUGGCGUCGAUGUGCGCUGGUCGCGUAUCGCAUUUAUCGAAUGCGGUGACCAUUUUGUCCUUUCUCGGAAAUCGCAAAAGGAUUGGAAAAGGGUGAGAGGUGAGGUUGGUGGUCUGAAGAUGGUCAAUCACGAAAAAUGAGGUUGAUAUUCGAUUCGAUCAGGUAAUUUUGGUGUGUGCUCGGAUUCAUGGUGGGGCUGAUGCUGUCGGAUUAAUUUGAUAUAUCGAGUAUAUUUCUCCGGUAUACAUCUUCUCUUUUACAGGCAUAGACGUCAGCAUAUCAAACAACCAACUAACGCAGCCUACAAUUGACUUCACACGUCAGAUAUAUCCUGUAUAUAUCCAGUCGAUAACCUUCUCUUAUGAUAUAAGCCUACAAUAAUAUAAGCCGGUCCCGGCCAUACGCCCCGGAACCGGAAACCCUUCUAUCACAUUACAAAAGCAGGAUAUAUACAAAGUAUUAAACAUAUCUUCUCAUCAAUAACUACAAUCCAAGACAGAGAAGAGAAAAUGCCAGACAUAUCAACCCACGAGUCCAACCUCCAAGCCCUCAAAGACGGCACAUAUCCCACCGUCGGCGUGAGCCUCGGAUCACAACACAAAUCCAUAAAUCCAGGGGAUCACAUUCCCAAGGCUGACACCAAACCCACACCAACCAUCAGCCUACCCUCAGCCCUCCCCCCAGCAAACGACGAAACAUAUACAGUAAUAGCAAUCGACCUCGACGCCCCAUUCAUAACCUUCAAUUUCCUAAGUCCAAUCGCGCACUGGAUCCAGACAGACCUUAGGUCGACAAAUGGCGCAGAACUAAAAUCCGAAGCGCAACCAAUCGCUCCCUGGGCAGCUGCGAAUCCGCCUCCGGGUGCGGCGGCGCAUCGAUAUGUUUUCUACUUGUAUAAACAAACCAAAGAACUCAAGGAUAGGAAACAGAUGGGGAUGAGGCAGAGGGUAAGAUUCGAUGUUGGUGCGGUGGUGAAGGAGUUGGAGUUGGGGGAUGUUGUGGGUGUUAAUUAUUUUGUUUCUAAUUAAUUCUCUCUUGGGGUUUUGACUCACUACAUGUAUUUGAUGGAAGAAGGAAGGAAGGAUAUUCAAUAACGUCUUAUUACCAAUACCUAAUCGAAUGAAAUAAUCAAACAAACGCCAGAAAUGACGCGCUAGAAACAACAUAGAUAAUCGUACACAACUCCGGAAUAUGCUUCCAUCAACAUAAAUGGUCAAAAUCAACGAACAAAAUACCGCCCGGUCUAUAGGUAUCAACUCCGGUCCAUGGAUGUAUGUACAAACGGGAGGGAAAAGAAAAAAAAGGACUCAUUAGAUCUGUAA